Messenger RNA from Haemorhous mexicanus (house finch), 6117 nucleotides. Its product is annotated as myosin-3-like. The transcript has 41 exons. Lineage: Eukaryota; Metazoa; Chordata; Aves; Passeriformes; Fringillidae. Gene Ontology annotation, cellular component: myosin complex. Bases 153 to 5978 code for a protein of 1941 amino acids. Gene Ontology annotation, molecular function: actin filament binding; ATP binding; cytoskeletal motor activity. The record is from RefSeq and is a predicted model, not a curated record.
GGGAGAAAGCCCCUGUUGGUGGCUCCUGAUGUCCUGGCCAAGCUCAUGGCCAUGCUGUGACUGAGCUGCAGAGGGACAGAAGGCUCCUAUCACAGAGACACGCGAUGUCAGCCGGUUCCUUCCUGCUUUCUGUUGGCUGAUUGUUAAGAGCCAUGAGCAGAGACGCUGGCAUGGAGCUUUUUGGUGAGGCAGCACCGUACCUGCGCAAAUCCGAGAAGGAGAGAAUAGAAGCCCAGAACCAGCCUUUUGAUGCCAAAACCUACUGCUUUGUGGCUGACCCCGAGGUGGAGUACACCAGAGGGAGGAUUAAGGCUGCACAGGAUGGGAAGAUAACUGUUGAGACAGAGGAUGGCAGAACAGUUGCUGUCAGACCUGAUGAUGUGUAUGCCAUGAACCCACCGAAGUUUGACAGAGUUGAGGACGUGGCCAUGCUGACCCACCUGCACGAGCCUGCCGUCCUCUACAACCUCAAGGACCGCUACAGCUCCUGGAUGAUCUAUACCUACUCGGGUCUCUUCUGCGUCACCGUCAACCCCUACAAGUGGCUGCCGGUGUACAACCCCGAGGUGGUGUUGGCCUACCGAGGCAAGAAGCGCCAGGAGGCCCCUCCACACAUCUUCUCCAUCUCUGACAACGCCUAUCAGUUCAUGCUGACUGAUCGUGAAAACCAGUCUAUCCUGAUCACCGGGGAGUCGGGCGCGGGGAAGACGGUGAACACCAAGCGCGUCAUCCAGUACUACGCGACAAUCGCCGCCAGCGGGGACACGGCCACCAAGAAGGAGCCCCCGAUGAAGGGUACGCUCAAGGAUCAAAUCAUCAGUGCCAACCCACUGCUGGAGGCCUUUGGGAAUGCCAAGACCGUGAGGAACGACAACUCCUCACGCUUUGGUAAAUUCAUUCGUAUCCAUUUUGGAACCUCUGGAAAGCUGGCCUCCGGUGACAUUGAGACCUACUUGCUGGAAAAGUCAAGAGUCACUUUCCAGCUGAAAGCUGAGAGGAGCUACCAUAUCUUCUACCAGAUCCUCUCCAACAAGAAGCCUGAACUGCUUGAGAUGCUCCUUGUCACAGCCAACCCCUAUGACUACCCCUUCAUCAGCCAAGGGCAGAUCUCUGUGGCCAGCAUUGAUGACCAGGAGGAGCUUGUUGCCACAGAUGCAGCCAUUGACACUUUGGGCUUCAGCCCUGAUGAGAGAACGGGGAUCUACAAGCUGACAGGGGCCAUCCUGCACUAUGGGAACAUGAAAUUCAAGCAGAAACCACGUGAGGAGCAGGCAGAGCCUGAUGGCACAGAAGAGGCUGACAAAGCAGCCUAUCUGAUGGGCCUGAACUCAGCAGACUUGCUGAAAGCUCUGUGCUAUCCCCGGGUGAAAGUGGGAAAUGAAUAUGUCCUGAAGGGCCAGACAGUGGAUCAGGUGCACCAGGCAGUGAAUGCCAUUGCCAAGUCUGUCUAUGAGAAACUCUUCUUGUGGAUGGUUGUUCGCAUCAACCAGCAGCUGGACACGAAGCUGCCAAGACAGCACUUCAUUGGGGUCUUGGACAUUGCUGGCUUUGAGAUCUUUGAGUUCAACAGCUUUGAGCAGCUGUGCAUCAACUUCACCAAUGAGAAACUGCAACAGUUCUUCAACCACCACAUGUUCGUGCUGGAGCAGGAGGAGUACAAGAAGGAGGGGAUUGAAUGGGAGUUCAUUGACUUUGGCAUGGACCUGGCUGCCUGCAUUGAGCUCAUUGAGAAGCCCAUGGGCAUUUUCUCCAUCCUGGAAGAGGAGUGCAUGUUCCCCAAGGCAACUGACACCUCUUUCAAGAACAAGCUCUAUGACCAGCACCUGGGCAAGUGCAGCAGCUUCCAGAAGCCCAAGCCUGGCAAAGGCAAGGCUGAGGCUCACUUCUCCCUGGUGCACUAUGCUGGCACAGUGGACUACAACAUCACUGGGUGGCUGGAGAAGAACAAGGACCCUCUGAAUGAAACUGUUGUGGGGUUGUACCAGAAAUCCUCUAUGAAAAUUUUAUGCCAUCUUUAUGCCAGUUUUGCUUCCCUAGAUGAAGCUGAAGGUGGUGGGAAGAAGAAAGGAGCCAAGAAGAAGGGCUCUUCCUUCCAAACGGUCUCUGUACUCUUUCGGGAAAAUCUGAAUAAGCUGAUGUCUAACUUACGAACAACUCAUCCUCACUUUGUGCGUUGCAUCAUUCCCAAUGAAACAAAGACCCCAGGCCUGAUGGAUCACAAGCUUGUUCUGCACCAGCUGCGAUGCAAUGGUGUUCUGGAGGGCAUUCGGAUCUGCAGGAAAGGAUUUCCUAACAAGAUUCCAUAUGGGGAUUUCAAACAAAGAUACCACCUUCUGAAUGCCAGUGUCAUUCCAGAAGGAAAGUUUGUUGAUAGCAGGAAGGCGUGUGAAAAGCUGCUGUCUUCCAUUGAGAUAGAUCAUACUCAGUACAAAUUUGGACACACAAAGGUAUUCUUCAAGGCAGGUUUGCUGGGUGUCCUGGAAGAGAUGAGAGAUGAACGUUUAGGACAGAUGAUCACACGGACCCAGGCUUUGUGCAGGGGAUACCUCCGGAGACUUGAGCUGAAAAAAAUGUUUGACCACAGGGAGUCCAUCCUCUGCAUCCAGUACAACAUCCGUGCAUUCAUGAAAGUCAAGCAGUGGCCCUGGAUGAAGCUGUACUUCAAGUUUAAACCCCUCUUAAAAAGUGUGGGAACUGAGAAAGAGCUGGCCAUGAUGAAGGAAGAGUUUGAGAGAACAAAAGAAGAACUGGCCAAAUCAGAAGCCACCAGGAGCAAACUGGAAGAAAGAAUGGUGGCUCUGGUGCAAGAGAAAAAAGACCUCCAGUUGCAAGUACAAACUGAAAAUGAAAAUUUGGCUGAUGCUGAAGAAAGAUGCGACCAGCUGAUCAAACUAAAAUUCCAGCUGGAAGCAAGAAUAAAGGAGGCAAUGGAAAAGCUGGGAGAUGAUGAGGAGAUGAAUGCUGAUCUGGCAGCCAGAAAGAGGAAACUGGAGGAUGAAUGCUCUGAGCUGAAAAAAGAUAUGGAUGACCUUGAGUUAACAUUGGUCAAGGCUGAAAAGGAAAAGCAUGCUACUGAAAACAAGGUCAAAAAUCUGACUGAAGUAGUGACAGGUUUGGAUGAGACUGUUGCAAAGUUAGUCAAGGAGAAGAAGGCCCUGCAAGAAGCCCAGCAACAGGCACUGGAUGACCUGCAAAUAGAGGAGGAGAAAGUUAAUACCCUCACCAAAGCCAGGAUCAAGCUGGAGCAGCAAGUGAACCACGUUGAAGGAUCUUUGGAACUCGAAAGAAAAGCGUGUGUGGACCUUGAACGAGCAAAGAGAAAGCUUGAGGGAGACUUGAAACUUGCACAGGAAACCAUAGUAGAUCUGGAGAAUGAUAAACAACAUUUAGAUGAAAAAUUAAGGAAGAAAGACUUUGAUUUUAACCAGAUGCAAAAUAAAAUUGCGGAACAGCGAAAUUCAGGUACUCAUUUGCAGAAGAAGAUCAGAGAAUUGCAGGCCCGUGCUGCAGAGCUGGAAGAGGAGACCAUGAGUGAGAAAACAACGCGGACAAAAGCAGAGAAGCGUUGUGCUGAGCUGGCUCGGGAGCUUGAGGAAACCCGUGGGAGCCUUGGAGAGGCUGGAGGAGCCACCACCGCUCAAACAGAGCUCAGCAAGAAGCGUGAGGCCGAGUUCCAGAAGAUGCGCCGUGACCUGGAAGAGGCCACGCUGCAGCACGAAGCCACGGCUGCUGCCCUGCGCAAGAAGCACGCGGACAGCACAGCUGAGCUGGGCGAGCAGAUCGACAACCUGCAACGCGUGAAGCAGAAGCUGGAGAAGGAGAAGAGUGAGCUGAAGAUGGAGAUUGAUGACUUGGCCAGUCGUACAGAGGCCGUUACCAAGUCCAAGGCUAUUCUGGAAAAAAGGUACCGUGUACUGGAGGAUGAGAUGAGUGAGAUUAAAACCAAACUUGAGGAGCACCAGAGGAAUGUGAGUGAGGUGGUGAUGCAAAAAUCCCAGCUCCAGACAGAGUCUGGUGAACUAAGCCGUCAACUCAAAGAGAAGGAAACCAUGAGUUUGCAGUUGUCCAGAAGCAAAGAGGCACUUACACAGCAGAUGGAUGAACUCAAGAGGCAGCUGGAGGAAGAGAUCAAGGCCAAGAGUGCCCUGGCCCACGCCCUGCAGUCCGCUCGCCACGACUGUGACUUGCUCCGGGAGCAAUAUGAGGAGGAGCAGGAGGCCAAGGGGGAGCUGCAGCGAGCCCUGUCCAAGGCAAAUGGUGAAGUGGCCCAGUGGAGAACCAAAUACGAGACGGACGCGAUUCAGCGCACGGAGGAGCUCGAGGAGGCCAAGAAAAAGCUCUCUCAGCGUCUCCAGGAAGCAGGGCAGCAGGCAGACACGCUGAAUUCCAAGUGUGCCUCCUUGGAGAAGAUGAAGUUUAAGCUGCAGGGGGAAGUGGAGGAUCUGACACUGGAUAUAGAGAGAGCAAACACAUCAGCAGCUGCCCUUGACAGGAAACAGCAGAAUUUUGAUAAGGUCAUGGCAGAAUGGAAGGGGAAGUAUGAGGAGAGCCAGCUGGAGCAGGAAGCUCUCUCUAAAGAAGCAGGCUCACUGCACACAGAGCUUUUCAAAGUGAAAAAUGCCUAUGAGGAAACCUUGGAUCAGAUCGAGACGAUCAAGAGGGAGAACUCGGCUCUCCAGCAGGAAGCAGCUGAUCUCACUGAGCAAAUUACUGCCAAUGGCAAAAUGAUCAGAGACCUUGAGAAAGCCAAAAAGCAAGCUGAAAUAGAAAAAAAUGGUCUCCGAACAGCUCUGGAGGAGGCAGAGGCAGCUCUUGAGCACGAAGAAGUCAAAAUCCUUGGUGUCAACCAAGAACUGACUCAGAUAAAGUCAGAAAUCAGCAGAAAGAUUGCUGACAAGGAUGAGGAGAUCAACCAGCUGAAAAAGAACCACGAAAGGAUUGUGGAAGCAAUGCAGAGCACCCUGGAUGCUGAGAUCAGGAGCAGGAAUGAAGCCCUGAGGCUGAAGAAGAAGAUGGAGGGAGACUUGAAUGAAAUGGAGAUCCAGCUGGGUCAUGCCAACCGCCAGGCUGCAGAGGCACAGAAGAACCUGCACAGCAUCCAGGGAGCUCUCAAGGACACUCAGCUGCACCUGGACGAUGCUCUCAGGACACAGGAUGACCUGAAGGAGCAGGUGGCCAUGGUGGAGCGCAGAGCAAACCUGCUGCAGGCUGAAGUUGAGGAGCUCCGGGCAGCCCUGGAGCAGACGGAGCGGUCGAGGAAAUUGGCUGAGCAGGAGCUUCUGGAUGCCACUGAACGGGCACAGCUCCUCCACACCCAGAACACCAGCCUUUCUAAUACAAAGAAGAAGCUUGAAACCGAUAUGGCACAACUCCAAACAGAGAUAGAGGAUGUUUCUAAUGAAGCAAAAAGUGCUGAAGAAAGAGCUAAGAAGGCAAUGACAGAUGCAGCCAGGAUGGCAGAAGAGCUGAAGAAGGAGCAGGACACCAGUGCCCACCUGGAGAGGAUGAAGAAGAACCUGGACCAGACAGUGAAGGACCUGCAGCACCGUCUGGAUGAGGCCGAGCAGCUGGCACUGAAGGGAGGGAAGAAGCAGAUCCAGAAGCUGGAGGCCAGGAUCCAAGAAUUAGAAGCUGAACUGGAGGAAGAACAUAAAAAAUCCUCAGAGGCUAUGAAAACCAUCUUCAAAUAUGAACGGCGUUUCAAAGAGCUCACUUUUCAGUGUGAAGAACAAAAGAAGAACAUGAUUAGGUUACAAGAUCUGGUAGAUCAACUGCAGAUGAAAAUCAAAUCCUACAGAAAACAAGCUGAGGAAGCUGGUGAACAAGCCAAUACUGAUCUCUCCAAACUGAGAAAUGCCCUGCAUAAGAUAGGUGAGGCCCUGGAAAGGGCAGAGAUUGCUGAGAGCCAAGCAAAUAAACUCAGAGCUAAGGCCAGAGAAGGCUCUGCUACAAAGGUGGUGUUGGGAACUGAAAAAUGAGCUUCCUCUGGGAUAACUAGAACUUCCACAAAGUAUCUCUCCAGCUGUGGAAGUAAUUUUCCCUUUGUUUAUGAACACAAACAUUUUCUGUCGCUGCUGCUGUACCAGUGUCAAUAAAAUAGAUAUCUGCAACUUCAAA